UCUUCUUGUUCAGAAAUUCUUUAAAAAUCAUCCAUUGAUUUCAUUAAUUGACGGCUUUACAACGAGAUCAUGGCUGUCGAAACUUCUCUUCCGGCAUUAUUGGCUACACUUACACAAUCAUUGACUUCUGCAAUUGAAUCAGCUCCAGAAAGUUCGGUUGUCAAUCCUCCUGCAGAUGGUAUUUCACUCUUAGACGUGAAGAAUGAGCUGCUCCUAUCCUACCUUCAAAACUUGGUAUUUAUCAUAAUCCUCAAGAUCAGAAAUCAGAAAGAUGAUAUAUCCGGCGAGGAUGAAGAAGAAUUGGACAACGCGGUGGUGAAAAAAUUGGUGGAAUUACGAGUGUACCUUGAAAAGGGUGUUCGGCCUUUAGAAGGCCGUCUGAAAUACCAAAUCGACAAAGUAAUCCGAGCGUCCGACGAUGCACUUCGAGCUCUUGCGCCUACACCAAAAGUUCCCGGGAGUAAAGAUGAUACACCAAGUGAUGGAAACGAUUCAGACUCUGAAGACGACAGCGAUGCGGAUGCGGAUGGGGUACCUCUCAAAACCGCCCAGAUUGAUGAUCUUCAGUACCGGCCAAAUCCUUCCUCUCUCCUUAGACCUGCCGCUGCUACAGAAGAUGAUUCGAAACAUUCCUCAGAUGGUGUUUACAAACCUCCUCGCAUCACUGCAACGGCUAUGCCUACCACCGAACGUCGCGAAAAGAAAGACAGGAAAGUGAACAAAUCCGCAACCUUGGAUGAAUUCGUCAACACGGAAUUAUCUGCUGCGCCAAUUGCAGAGGCUAGUAUUGGUUCGAAUAUCAUAGCCGGUGGCAGAAGAUCAAAGAGCGAAAAGGAAAAGAAGGAGGAUGACGAGAGAAGAGAAUAUGAAGAGAAAAAUUAUACCAGAUUGCCAAAGGAGAGCAAGAAGGACCGAUCCAAGAAGAAUAGGGCAGGUGAAAGACAAGAUGCUGGAUAUGGCGGCGAGGAAUGGAGGGGUUUGGGUGAGGGUGUUGAUAGGAUUGAGAGAUUGACAAAGAGAAAGAGUGGUAGCGGAGGUGCAAUGAAGGAUGUUCUAGAGAAAAGUAGGAAGAGAGCUGUCGAGGAUGGUCCAAGAGGAAGCGGCAUGCAAGUUGGUGAGGGCUUUCAGAAGAGAUUGAAGAUGCUAGACGGCGGCAGAAAAGAUCGGGGGACGGGUAGGAAGUAGGUACCAGCCAGCUUUUACCAUGUGUUUGUGUUGCUUUACUUCGAUAUUUCAAAUGUAUGAUUUCCAGAAAAAGCUAUGGUACAUUCGGAAUGUCCUAGAGACUGUGCAAUAAGUUUUUGAUAAAGACCCAGUUCACCCAAGUUUUUGAUUGCUCCCUCAGACAUCUUAAAAUCGCUACUUUCAAUUACCAAUUACGGAGCAUAAAUCACGAGCCGGAACACGAACAGCAUCCCUUUCACCCUCAAAGGCAUU
Sclerotinia trifoliorum is the source of this 1437-nucleotide messenger RNA. The record is from the annotation of a GenBank genome assembly. NCBI's taxonomy places the organism in Eukaryota, Fungi, Ascomycota, Leotiomycetes, Helotiales, Sclerotiniaceae.